AUGUUAGCUUUAGGCUAUUCAAUAUAUUUUACUAUCUCUCUUGCCUUGGAAGGCUAUACACCAGUGGAGUUCAUCAUAGCUGAUGCCUCAAUCAUUGAGUUCAAUUUCACAAGCGACAACACCUUAUACUAUAAUUUCAAGUUCAAUAUUUCUGUGAGAAACCCGAACUACGAGAGCGAAUAUAUGAAUAAGAUCCAUGCAGUUUCUUAUUAUAAAGGUAAUAAAUUUGCUGCAGUGGAUAUGACAUCCCAUAAACUAUAUGGCAGGACUAUCAAUUUGCUUAAGCCUGUUGUGUUUUAUGGAAAUAAUUUGAUCAAACUCAAUGUUCAAAAAGUUAUUGAGUAUGAAAAUGAGACACGGUUGGAGAUUUUUAAUUUAGAUUUGAAAUUAGAUAUAAAAUACGAUAAAUGUGUUUAUUGUCUUGGUUUGAGAGUUCCUUUGAUUUCCAAUGAAAAAUCAGAAUCUACUUUCAAUGUUACCAAAUGCUCUCGUGAAUACCAGGGAUGGGGUUCGGAAUUGGAUUAG
Molecule: messenger RNA, 525 nt
Organism: Vicia villosa (hairy vetch)
Lineage: Eukaryota; Viridiplantae; Streptophyta; Magnoliopsida; Fabales; Fabaceae
Product: NDR1/HIN1-like protein 10
Exons: 1
Coding region: 1-525 (174 amino acids)
Source: RefSeq, a predicted model, not a curated record